AUGGCUUCUUCUCUGUCAUCAUCCUCUUCCACUUUCUCUUCCUCUUCUUUUUUUUCAAUAGCCAAAUAUGAUGUGUUCCUUAGCUUUAGAGGCGAGGACACUCGUGAUAAUUUUACUAGCCAUCUUUACUCUGAUUUGAAUAGAAAGAAAAUUUUAACGUUUAUGGAUAAUACAAAUCUUAGAAAGGGAGAAGAAAUUUCGAAAUCGAUUUGUAAAGCGAUAGAAAAGUCGAGUCUUUCGGUGAUUAUUUUCUCGGAGAAGUAUGCAUUUUCAAAAUGGUGCUUGGACGAAGUUGUGAAGAUCCUCGAAUGCAAGAAAAUGAAUGGACAAUUGGUCAUACCAGUGUUCUACAGAAUUGAUCCUAUGCAUGUGAGAAAUCAAAGUGGAAGCUUUGAAGCUGCAUUUGCCAAACAUGAACAAGAGAAAAUAGACAAAGUGGAGAGGUGGAGAGCUGCUUUGAAAGAAGCAGCUAAUGUUUCUGGAUGGGAUUCAAUGGUUACUAGGCCUGACUCCAAACUUAUUGAAGAGAUUGUGGGUGAUAUUUUGAAGAAACUAUAUGAGAUUUCUCCUAGCAAAUCCAUAGGUUUGGUUGGAAUUGAUUCGCGUCUCAAGCAAAUUGAAUCUCUAUUGUGCAUGGAUUCCACCAAUGUCCUUAUGGUGGGAAUAUGGGGAAUGGGUGGUAUAGGCAAGACCACCCUCGCCGGAGCUAUUUUCGAUCGGAUUUCUAUUCAAUAUGAGAGUUGUUGUUUUCUUGUAAACGUUAGAGAACAGCUGAAACGAUGUCAGCUAGCUCAAUUACGAGACGAGCUCUUCUCAAAGCUGUUGGAAGAAAAUAUAGAUACAAGAACUCUAAGUUUGGGAGUUAACUUUCUAAAAGAUCGACUUCGUCGCAAAAAGGUUCUUGUUGUGCUUGAUGAUAUUGAUACUUCUACACGAUUGCAAGAACUAUUACCAGAACAACGUGAGAUGUUCGGUCCUGGAAGUAGAAUCCUUGUCACAAGUAGGGAUAAGCAAGUUCUAAAAAUUGCAGUUGAUGAAAUCUAUGAGGUUGAGGAAUUGAAUCACGAAGAAGCUCUUCAACUCUUUUGCUUGAAUGCCUUCAAGAAAACUUGCCUUGAAAUCGAUUAUCUAGAGCGUUCGAAAAGGGUGGUAAAUUAUGCAAAAGGGAAUCCUUUGGCUCUUAGAGUGUUGGGUUCUGCUUUGUUGGGCAGGAAUGAGGAAGAUUGGGAUAGUGCAUUGGAGAAAUUAGAAAAUGUUCAAAACUUCGAAAUUCAAAAUGUAUUGAGAAUUAGUUACGAUGGGCUAAACCGCGACGAAAAGAAAAUAUUUCUUGAUAUUGCAUGUUUUUUUCGAGGGGAAGAUCGAAAUUUUGCGAUGAAAAUACUAAGUGGUUGCUAUUCUUCAGUGCAUUACACAAUAAGCACUUUCAUUGACAAGUCUCUUGUUAGUGUUUCUAACAACAAACUAGAGAUGCAUGAUUUAUUACAAGAAAUGGGUUGGAGCAUUGUUGGUGAAGAAUCCGAGCUCGAAAAUCGAAGCAGGUUGUGGAAUCCUAAGGAUGUUUAUUGUGUCUUGACAAAAAAGAAGGGAACUAAGGCAAUUGAAGGCAUAUCCUUAGACUUGUCUGCAGCAAGAGAGAUGCAUUUAGAAUCUGAUGCCUUUGCAGGAAUGGAUCAUAUGAGAAUACUCAAAUUCUACAUGUCUAAUUCCUCUAUAGGCUACAAAGACAAAGUGCAACUUCCUCGUCGCGGCCUUCGAUCUCUUUCUGAUGAACUGAGAUAUCUUCAUUGGUAUAGAUUUCCUUCCAAGUCACUGCCAUUGAAAUUUUGUGCUGAAAAUCUUGUUGUUCUUGAUCUACCACAUAGCAAUGUUGAGCAACUUUGGACAGGAGAACAGCUUGAUGAGUGUAAGAAGCUUGUGAGCCUUCCGACAAGUAUCCGUAAAGUUUCUGAGCUGCGUUCAAUUUACUUGAACCAUUGCAAGAACCUGAGAGCUUUGCCUGAACUUCCUCAGUCUCUGAAAGUUGUAGAGGCAAAUGGCUGCAGAGCAAUGGAAGCAUUCUCAAGCAGCAAGAAAUUCAGCUUCAUGAACUUGUGUUUCACAAACUGCUUCAGGUUGGAUCAGAGGGCACGCAGCGAAAUCGUUGAAAAUUCUCAUUCUACUGUUCAAUUUUUAACUAGCAAGUUUGGAGAAUAUAAAGAUCAAGUUAGAAUUCUUUUUCAAGGAAGUGAAAUCCCAGAAUGUUUCCAUGAACAAACACUGGGAACUUCACUUAGCAUACAGUUGCCUGCAAAUUGGCAUCAGUAUCAGGGAAUUGCUUUCUGCAUUGUGUUUACAUCAGAGGAUCCUUCAAUUGUUUGCAGAAUCAGCAGGUUUACAUGUGAAUCCCAUUUCAGAAGCAAUAACAAAGAAAAUGAAGAGAAAAUUUUCAACUGGGUAUGCUUUGUGGAUGAUCUACAUUUACAUGAACCAGAUCAAGUGUUACUGUGGUAUGAUCCAUGUAUCAAAGCAUUGAAAGGUGAUGGUUCAGAUAAAGAAGAAGAUUGGUUCAGUAAAUAUUCAAGUGCUUCAUUUCAAUUCUACCCUCAAAGGUGGAGGAAAUUUCAAAAGCAUUGUAAUGUCAAGAAGUGUGGAGUUCUUCUACUGUAAAAUGAUGGUGAAACCUUAAACAAUUUCUGUUUC
Manihot esculenta (cassava) is the source of this 2682-nucleotide messenger RNA. RefSeq names its product disease resistance protein RPV1. Gene Ontology annotation, biological process: defense response; signal transduction. The transcript is spliced from 5 exons. The record is from RefSeq and is a predicted model, not a curated record. NCBI's taxonomy places the organism in Eukaryota, Viridiplantae, Streptophyta, Magnoliopsida, Malpighiales, Euphorbiaceae. The coding region runs from base 1 to 2649 and encodes 882 amino acids. Gene Ontology annotation, molecular function: ADP binding.